Fusarium graminearum PH-1 is the source of this 1304-nucleotide messenger RNA. RefSeq lists its product as uncharacterized. Gene Ontology annotation, cellular component: mitochondrion. The transcript has 2 exons. The record is from RefSeq and is a predicted model, not a curated record. NCBI's taxonomy places the organism in Eukaryota, Fungi, Ascomycota, Sordariomycetes, Hypocreales, Nectriaceae. Gene Ontology annotation, biological process: mRNA processing. The coding region runs from base 88 to 1086 and encodes 332 amino acids.
CAACAUCAGGAACUCGUCCUGACGUUUAAAACCGCCCCUCUCCUCGCUUUCCAGACUCGGCGGUCCCUCCGCACCUGGUAACUCAUCAUGUUGCCUUCAUCAGUGCGCCGCGUCGUCGCCUCCGCCGUCUCGACCCCUCAGACCGGUGUUGUGUCGUCCCUUGCCUCAGCCACUCUCAAGACUACUCCUGUCUUUGUUCGAAAUCACCAGCGACGAUGCUCCUCCUCGAAACCCUCCAAAUCUGAUAACGGUCCCAACGACAUCUCAGCCGGCCAGUCGGUUCCUGCUACUACAACGCCCAAGUCGGGCGGCGAGAAGCGAAAACGCAAGAGCAACAAGGAUGCCUCCGAUCGAGCUGCUUCUAUGAAGAAGCUGCCCAGCGUCCCCAGCACGCAUCACAUGUCACAAGAAGCCCUUGGUCUAUCAAGUUUCUUCUCACUACACAGACCGAUCUCUGUCACCCAAACUAUGCCCCGAGCCGUGACCGAUGAGCACUUUGCCUCCAUCUUUGCUGCACGAAGCAGAAAUAACAAGCUGGCCGACACCGAAUCGACACUCUCCAGUACUAUCGAACAGUUGGAGGGUCCUAUGGCCCAGAUGACCAUUGGUGGACAGGAGGGACAGGAGGUUAUGCACAAGGUUGAUAUCAAGAACCCCGAUGGUACCGAGUCGAGCAUGUACCUCCAGAUCGACACCAUGUCUGGCGAAUUUCUCCCCUUUCGACCUCCUCCUUUGCCACAAGUCGAGGCCGCUGGCAAGUCAGAGAGUGAUGUUGCGGAAGCGGAAGCCGUGGAGGACGUUCCUCAGCACCGUGUCUACAAGGCUCUCUUUACUAUCGAGGAGUCCACCGACCCCGAUGGUCAGAUCCGCAUCAUGGCUCACAGCCCUCGAAUUAUGCAAGAUCAACCGCGAAGCUUUCUCGAGCGCCUGGCCCUUCGCCAACUCAAAUUUGACGAGGCCCAAGGCCGCCGAGAUAUGCAUGCCAUCAGUGUGAAGCGACAACGGAAGCUCAAGAUGAAGAAGAAGAAGUACAAGAAGUUGAUGAAGAGGACGCGAGUCCUGCGCCGCAAGUUGGAUCGAACUUAGACAUGCGUACAUAUUCCCCUAACCGUCCGAGUCCUCUUUUCGAACUUCCCCCUAUCUCGCAUAUGGGAUUUUCAAAGGACAUGUUUUCAUUCGUGGUGUCUGGGCAUGAUGGUGAUGAUUUCUCUACAAGUUUGGACUGGCAUUGCGAUCCGAGACUUUUCAUAUUUACAUAGACUCGCGCAUAAAAUCAUCAUUCUGACUGAGUCGAGAUACUUUUC